Molecule: messenger RNA, 2692 nt
Organism: Daldinia vernicosa
Lineage: Eukaryota; Fungi; Ascomycota; Sordariomycetes; Xylariales; Hypoxylaceae
Product: alkaline phosphatase-like protein
Exons: 6
Coding region: 600-2603 (667 amino acids)
Biological process (GO): dephosphorylation
Molecular function (GO): alkaline phosphatase activity
Source: RefSeq, a predicted model, not a curated record
CCUCGACGUGCCUUGGCUUUUACGUAUCGAGAAAGCUACCCAUGAUCAUUGUUUAUUCUCCAGGUCAAGCUGAAGAGGGCUCGCCAUAUCGACGCAUAGUACGUUACAAUGGGAACAUAUUAAUUGGCAAUGCCAAUAUAGGAAACAUGCACUGCUGCUAUAUAUCUCGUUCGCCAACCAAAUCCAAGACUCCUUGUUUAGGACUUAUAAGAACAGUCGAGCACGUGCGAUGAAUUACCUAUAUGAUUUUUCUACGCGAUUAAUGCUUCGACGGCAGCACCGCCGCUACCAUUUACUAUCGGAGAUUUCUAGAACAUGAAUGACCAAUUAUAAUCAGGUCUCUUCCAUUGCCAAGAACCCACCGCUCGACAUUUACGGCCUCAGGAAUAGGUAGCCAAGGCCUCGACUACCUCCUUCCAAUGCAGGAUCAGUGGCAUUAUGGAUCUUUCAACGGCCAAGCUCGUAGUACGGUUACACUACAUAAUCAUAGCAAGCUCAGCUUGAUUUCAACUAUAUAACUCUAGAGUUUUCCAGACCCCUGAGACCGACCCGAUGUCUUACUGUCCCAACUUUCAGCUUGGUAAUAGUCGAGAGCUAUUAUGGGUAAACUAAGCUCCCUUGCUGUGGCGGCAGUGGCCAUCUCUGCUGUCACUGCCCAGACGUUCCAGCGGCUUGGUGCUUGUCCGGAUCUAGGCUGCGUUCUGCCGCCUGAUCAAUCGGACUUCCUGCCGGGACAAUACUUCGACCUUCGUCUCGAAGUACAUGCUCCGGUCAACGGCUCAGAGGCUUUCAACAACGGCGAGCCGGAUGAAAAGUUCUCAGUCACUAUCACUAAGGAAGGUAGCGAGUCCAAGACCAUCGCCGAGUUCUUCGACGUUGCCGAACCGGAGCUAGAGAAAUGGGACUUCAGCUGGUACGAAGAUCUCUUCGCCAAGGACGCGGGAACUCCGUCUAUCGUCAAUGUCGCGUCUAAAAUCUAUCGGAAACUCGCGAUUUACGAGCCGGGAAACUACGUCGUCACGCUGAACUAUUACGAUGGCCAGAAGACGAUAGCUAACUGGGUUGUGCGACCACUAGCUACCAAGAAGAAGGCAAAGAAUGUUAUUCUCUUCAUCGGUGAUGGUAUGACCACGAAUAUGAUCACGGCUGCGCGCCUGCUUGGUCACAAGAGCAUCAACGGAAAAUACCAGUCUCUAUUGCAGAUGGACAAAUUCCCCGUUGUAGGACAUCAGAUGACUCAUUCCCUCGAUAGCUUCAUCACUGAUAGCGCUAACUCGGCAUCUGCCCUUUACACCGGACACAAGAGCACCGUCAACGCUAUGGGCGUUUACGUCGAUUCGUCUGCUGAUUUCUUCGACGACCCGAAAGUUGAGACUAUCGUUGAAUUAUUGAAGCGUACUUGGGAUUCUGCUUGGGGUGCUGUCUCAACUGCAGCCCUCUCAGAUGCAACCCCCAUUGCCCUUACUGGCCAUAGCCGAUCGCGAUAUGCUUAUGGUUCCCUUGUCGACCAAGGAUUGAACUCGGUCACCAAUUAUUCAUGGACGAACCAGGGCGGUCCUGACGUCUGGUUCGGCGGAGGUGCCGAGCAGUUUUACCCGAAUUCCGACAGCUACGAGGGAAAAGAUUAUUACGAAGCAUUUUCAAAAGCAGGUUAUGAAAUCAGCUUGAACAAGACUUCGCUGUUAGAACUUGGCAAUAACAGCAGGGCUCUUGGGGUUUUCUGCCAGUCUCAUUUUCCUGUCUGGUUAGACCGCAACGUUUUCACGGAGAAUUUAGAGAGCUUUGAGAACGACCCUCUAGGUUCGGAAAAACCUGCCCUUGACCUUCCUGGUCUGAAGGACAUGACUUUGAAGGCUAUCGAUAUUCUACACACCCGCGGUGGUGAUAAGGGGUUUUUCCUCAUGUCCGAGGGCGCGUCCAUCGAUAAACAGAUGCACGCUUUGGAUUAUGACCGUGCUCUUGGUGAUCUCCUUGAGCUCGACGACACAGUGCGCGCGACCAUUGACCAUCUAAAAGCGAUAGGUGAACUAGAGAAUACUCUGGUUCUCGUCACCGCUGACCAUGGCCAUGGGUUCGAUGUCUUCGGAGGCGUUGAUACUAAAUACCUUUCGGCUCAGGAGACGGACCGUGACAAGCGUCGUGCCGUUGGCAUUUAUGAACAGUCCGGUUUGUCACAGUACACUGUCCCGGUUGAGGGUGUUUCGUAUGGGACUGGCCCUAAUUUCCCUGUCAACUGGGAUCCAAGGUACAGUAUAGCAGCAGGCCUCGGCGCCAACCCCGACCACCGCGAAAACUACCGCAUACACAAGAAGCCGCGCGAGGUCGUUAGUAAUACGCCGGGCUUCAACGAGGACGACUUAUUCGUCAACGCCGAGGACAGCCCUGACGGAUUUGUUGUUAAUGGCACACUGCCCGUUUCCGAGUCAUCAGGCGUACACUCGCUCACAGACGUAGCCGUUUUCGCUAUGGGACCCUGCCAAAACGAUUUCGGGGGCACAUAUGGUAAUAUUGAUAUCUUCUACAAGAUUGCGAGUUGCUUAGGUCUAGCGCGGCCGGAUAACGAACCUCCUACCAGCCCCGGAAGUGGAUGUAAGAAACAUUAGAGCUGGAAGUAUGGGCGUAUAGUGGCUACGAUGUAAAGGAUAAGAAUAGUUCUUCAUGUAAAUAAUUUAAUGACAAUGUAAACCUUUAC